AUGGCAUCGAUUUUUUCUACUAAUAAUCAAUCUGUGUGCACCACGUGUCAGCAUCUGAGUGCUAGGCCUCAAGAUAGCUUGUGACAGCCAUCCCUAUCUGAUUAUACACUUCUUCCUAUAAAUAUCCGAAUUCAAUAACCCUUUUCCUUCGUGAACCUUUUUUCCCUCUUUCUACAAUCCACCAAUUUUCUCCUGGAAACAAAUAAGUUUGAGAAAAUCACGAAAAUGGAACCCAAUCAUGAUUUCACUGAGUUGAUCCCGGGUUUACCUCAUGAAAUCGCCCUCGAGUGCUUGACUCGUUUGCACUAUGGAGCUCACGCCGUCGCCUCCCAUGUCUGCCGGCGGUGGCGCCGACUUCUACAAAGCCAGGACUUCUAUUAUCACCGGAAACAAAAUGGGUUUACUCGGAAAGUCGCUUGUUUCGUUCAAUCGCUUCCGAUUCACCCUGAAUCGGCCGGGUUAAACGAAAAACCCGAAAAACAGCCGAAAUACGGGUUGUCGGUUUUCGACCCGACCACAUGUAUCUGGGUCCAAAUCGACCCGGUACCCAAGUACCCGGAUGGGUUGCCGCUGUUCUGCCAGCUUGCUAGCUCGGAAGGGAAGCUGGUGGUGAUGGGCGGGUGGAACCCAGUGAGUUGGGAACCGCUACGUGACGUGUUCGUGUACGAGUUCACAACUCGGAAGUGGACUCAGCGGAUGGAUAUGCCAUCGACUCGUUCCUUUUUUGCUGCCGGCGCAUGUAACGGGAAAGUCUACGUCGCCGGUGGACACGACGAGAACAAAAACGCUCUUAGAAGCGCCUGGAUGUACGAUAUUGGAUCGGACGAGUGGACUGAGUUGACUCCGAUGAGUGAGGAGCGAGACGAGUGUGAAGGAGUGGUGAUCGGCUCGGAGUUUUGGGUCGUCAGCGGCUACGAUACCGAUAGCCAAGGACGGUUCAAGAACAGCGCGGAGGUUCUAGAAACUUCCACCGGAACAUGGCGGCGCGUGGACGAGGCUUGGCGGGUGAGCCGGUGUCCGAGGUCUUGUGUGUCCUUUGAGCAAAGUGGUAAUCUCACGUCUUGGGAUGGGUCCGAACCGGCCGUACAAGUAGGGACCUGCGGUGUUGACCUGGGGGACCGGUCUUUGGUCACCGGUUCGGCUUACCAAGGUGCACCACAAGCGGCUUUUGUGGUGGAAAAGACCAACCAAGGGCAUAAUGGUAAAUUCGUAAAGGUAGACGUCCCCAAUGAGUUUUCUGGGUUUGUGCAAUCGGGUUGCCUCGUCGAGAUUUGAUGGAGUAUUUUUAUCAUUUCCACUUUUACCCUUUUUGAUAUAUAUAAUAUAUAUAUAUAUAUGUAUAUAUAUAUAUAUAUAUAUAUAAAUGUAUAUAUUAUGCCUAUGCACAAUGUUAUGUAAGUUUUGUAGCAUUAUAUUGUGUCUAUGUACCUUUUUAAAUAUUUCUUGAAUAUAAUAUGUUAAAAAAAUCGAGUUUUUGUGGUUAUCUUUUUAAUAAUUAUGUGUCGUUCAGUAUUAUUUUAA
This is a messenger RNA of Cynara cardunculus var. scolymus (artichoke), 1521 nucleotides long. Its product is annotated as F-box/kelch-repeat protein At2g44130-like. The transcript has a single exon. The record is from RefSeq and is a predicted model, not a curated record. Gene Ontology annotation, molecular function: protein binding. Lineage: Eukaryota; Viridiplantae; Streptophyta; Magnoliopsida; Asterales; Asteraceae. The coding region runs from base 226 to 1275 and encodes 349 amino acids. Gene Ontology annotation, biological process: negative regulation of cytokinin-activated signaling pathway; regulation of phenylpropanoid metabolic process.